Tarenaya hassleriana is the source of this 3305-nucleotide messenger RNA. Its product is annotated as receptor-like protein kinase HSL1. Gene Ontology annotation, molecular function: protein kinase activity; protein binding; ATP binding. The transcript is spliced from 2 exons. Gene Ontology annotation, biological process: protein phosphorylation. The record is from RefSeq and is a predicted model, not a curated record. The coding region runs from base 105 to 3071 and encodes 988 amino acids. NCBI's taxonomy places the organism in Eukaryota, Viridiplantae, Streptophyta, Magnoliopsida, Brassicales, Cleomaceae.
CAUAUAUAUAUGUAUAUGUAGUUCAGCUCACUUAUCUUCCCACUUCGCCGCAGCUCCGCCGUCUUCUCCACCGCCGGAAAGCGGCCAUUGUUGUGAAAACGAAGAUGAAUCUUCUCCUUGUACUCUUCCUUUUCCCCGUAGUUCUCUCUCUUAACCAAGAUGGUCUCAUUCUCCAGCAGGUGAAGCUCUCUCUCCACGACCCUGACGCUUCUCUAUCUUCUUGGAAUCCUGACGACGUGUCUCCUUGCCGGUGGUACGGCGUUUCCUGCGGUGGCUCCGGAGACGUUACCUCCGUCGACCUCUCCAGCGCCAACCUCGCCGGACCUUUCCCUUCCGUCAUCUGCCGUCUCUCGAGCCUCUCUUUCCUCUCCUUCUUCAACAACUCCAUAGACUCGACUCUUCCUCUCGAUGUCGGGGCAUGUCGGAGCCUCGAGCAUCUCGAUCUCUCCCAGAAUCUUCUCACCGGUGAGCUUCCGUACACCCUCGCCGACCUCCGUGACUUGAAGUACCUCGAUUUGACCGGAAAUAACUUUUCCGGUGAUAUUCCGGCGAGUUUCAGUCAGUUUCAGAAGCUCGAGGUUCUGUCUCUUGUCUACAAUCUCUUGGACGGGACGAUCCCGCCGUUUCUCGGGAACAUCAGCUCUCUGAAGAUGCUCAACCUGUCGUACAAUCCGUUCAGUCCCGGUAGGAUCCCGCCGGAGCUCGGAAACCUAUCAAAUCUCGAGGUUCUGUGGCUCACAGAGUGUAAUCUGGUCGGCGAGAUCCCCCACUCACUGGGUCGACUCGGUCGACUCGCUGAUUUGGACCUCGCACUGAACAACCUGGAGGGUCCUAUCCCGAGUUCGCUUGGCGGGUUGAUGCGUAUCGUCCAGAUUGAGCUCUACAACAACUCGCUGACCGGGAAAAUCCCGCCGGAGCUGGGGAAUCUGAAGUCGCUGAGACUCCUCGACGCGUCGAUGAAUCGUUUGACUGGCUCAGUACCUGACGAGCUUUGCCGGGUUCCAUUGGAGAGCCUGAAUCUCUACGAGAACGAUCUCGAAGGUGAGCUCCCUUCGAGCAUAGCACUAUCGCCAAACCUUUACGAGCUCAGGAUCUUCGGAAAUCGCCUCAUCGGCGAGUUACCCAGAGACCUCGGCAAAAACUCGCCGUUGAAAUGGCUUGACGUGUCAGAAAAUUGGUUUUCCGGCGAGUUACCGGCGACCCUGUGCGAGAAUGGUGAGUUGGAGGAGUUGCUGAUGAUACGCAACUCGUUUUCCGGCCAAAUACCGGAGAGUCUUGGCAAUUGCCGGAGCUUGACCCGGGUCCGGUUGGGACACAACCGGUUCUCGGGUCCAGUCCCUGUCGGAUUCUGGGGAUUGCCCCAUGUUUACUUGCUCGAGCUCAUCAACAACUCCUUCUCCGGAGAAAUCUCGAAGUCUGUGGCAGGUGCAUCUAAUAUCUCUCUGUUGAUCAUAUCGAACAAUGAGUUCAAUGGCUCGUUUCCUGAGGAAAUCGGGUUCUUGGGCAAUCUUAAUCAAUUGUCGGCGGCCAGCAACAAGUUCAGUGGCUCGUUGCCUAGUUCCAUGGUGGAACUUGAAGAAUUGAGUAUUCUUGAUCUUCAUGGAAACCAGUUUUCAGGGGAGUUGCCGCUUGGAAUCAAGUCCUGGAAGAUGUUGAACGAGUUGAACUUAGCCAGUAACCAGUUUUCUGGCAGAAUCUCUGAUGAGAUUGGGAAUUUGUCUGUCUUGAACUAUCUUGAUCUCUCUGAUAAUCGGUUUUCUGGUGAAAUCCCACUCUCUUUGCAGAGUUUGAAGCUAAACCAGUUGAAUUUGUCCAAUAAUCGGUUAUCGGGAGAGAUUCCUCCAUUCUUGGCAAAAGAAAUGUACAAGAACAGCUUCCAGGGAAAUCCUGAUUUGUGUGGCGACUUGGAUGGAUUGUGUGGCCGCAAGAGUGAAGCUAAGAACAAAGGCUAUCUAUGGCUUCUUAGGUCGAUUUUCAUAUUUGCAGCGUUUCUGUUCCUUGUCGGUGUUGUCUGGUUCUACUUAAAGUACAGAAAUUUCAAGAAAGCAAGAGCCGUGGAGAAAUCCAAGUGGACGAUAAUGUCGUUCCACAAACUGGGUUUCAACGAAAACGAAAUUCUUGAAAGCUUAGACGAAGAUAAUGUGAUCGGAACUGGAUCUUCUGGUAAAGUGUACAAGGUUGUUCUUACCAGUGGCGAGGAAGUUGCGGUCAAGAGACUAUGGACAGGAACCAUAAAGGUGACAGGAAACUGUGAUGCAGAGAAAGGACAACAACCUCGGCUCCAAGAUGAAGCUUUCGAAGCAGAGAUUGAGACAUUGGGUAAGAUCAGACAUAAGAACAUUGUAAAACUCUGGUGUUGCUGCAUCACUAGAGAUUGCAAGCUCUUGGUUUACGAGUACAUGUCCAAUGGUAGCUUAGGGGAUUUGCUGCAUAGCGGUAAAGGAGGAUUAAUGGGUUGGGAGACAAGGUACAAGGUUAUCUUGGACGCAGCCGAAGGGCUGUCUUAUCUUCACCAUGAUUGUGUUCCUCCGAUCGUUCAUAGAGAUGUUAAGUCCAACAACAUUUUGAUCGAUGGAGAUUACAGUGCAAGAGUUGCUGAUUUCGGAGUGGCUAAAGUCGUUGACUUGGCUGGCAAGGCACCUAAGUCCAUGUCCGUUAUCGCUGGUUCCUGCGGUUAUAUCGCACCAGAAUACGCAUACACACUUCGGGUGAACGAGAAGAGCGACAUAUACAGUUUCGGGGUCGUGAUCUUAGAGAUAAUAACUAGGAAACGACCGGUGGAUCCUGAGCUAGGGGGGAAGGAUCUGGUCAAGUGGGUCUGCAGCAAACUGGAGGAAAAGGGCGUGGAUCAAGUCAUAGACCCGAAACUCGAAACCUGUUUCAAGGAACAGAUUGGCAAAGUCCUAAGCAUAGGACUCCUCUGCACGAGCCCUUUGCCCAUCAACCGCCCCUCGAUGAGAAGGGUCGUGAAGAUGUUGCUAGAGGUAAAUGGCCAAAACCAUCUCAAGGACGGGAAAUUUACUCCUUACUACUGCGAAGAAGACGCCUCAGAUCAGGCAAAUGUGGUCUGAAACUGAAAGUGAGAACCACUCUCUUUCUAAACCUUUCUCUCUCUCUCUAUAAUAUAUAUAUACAUAUACAUAUAUGAAAUCGACUGAAACAAAGCUCUCCAAUUUUUUUUGGCUCUUAAAGUUUGUGACUUUUGGGCAAAAUUAUGGUGAUGCCCCACUUGGGGUUUUUGCUCUGUUGCUUCAGGAGAAUAGUGUGUAAAGUUUUUGCCUUUGAAAUACCGACGUUUUGCUGCA